Astyanax mexicanus (Mexican tetra) is the source of this 3416-nucleotide messenger RNA. RefSeq names its product TAF3 RNA polymerase II, TATA box binding protein (TBP)-associated facto (gene taf3). The transcript is spliced from 7 exons. Gene Ontology annotation, molecular function: protein heterodimerization activity. Gene Ontology annotation, cellular component: transcription factor TFIID complex. The record is from RefSeq and is a predicted model, not a curated record. Bases 182 to 2911 code for a protein of 909 amino acids. NCBI's taxonomy places the organism in Eukaryota, Metazoa, Chordata, Actinopteri, Characiformes, Acestrorhamphidae.
UGACUCGACUAUCGGUUGAGUGAGUGAAUGAUGGCGCCUGCUAUGGAAGCGCUAACCGACCUCCUGAUCUGAAGCAGCCCGGAGAAACAGCAGCAGCAGGAGCAGCAGGCCGGUCCAGCGCGUGUUUUAGCGGCUUGUUGUGGUGUGGGAUAUGCCGUGUCCGGCUCGGCGGGGCUGAGAGAUGUGUGAGAGCUAUGCCCGCGCUCUGCUGCGGGUCUCCGUGGCGCAGGUCUGCCAGGCGCUGGGCUGGGACGCCGUGCAGCUCUCCGCCUGCGACCUGCUCUCCGACCUGCUGGAGCGGUACCUGCAGCAGCUCGCCCGGGGCUGCCACCGCUACUCCGAGCUCUAUGGACGCACGGACCCCGUUCUGAGUGAUGUGGACCGGGCCUUUGGACUGAUGGGGGUGAACAUAGCAGAGCUGGAAGACUACAUCAACCAACUGGAGCCAGUGGCCUUCUCUCAGCAGAUCCCUCAGUUCCCAAUCACCAAGAGCAGCAUGCUGCAGUUCCCUGCUGCCGGCUUCGAAACAGACGCCCGCAACGCCCUGCGAGGAGAGAGAAGAGACUACAUCCCAGAAUACUUCCCUCCACUUGUCUCUCUGCAGGAAGAAGAAGAGGAGGAAGAGCAGGUCCCCCCAGACAUGGGCACAUCAGCCGAGGCCAUGCAGGUGUCCAUGGGCGAGGAAGAGGAUGGUGAGGAGGAAGAGAAUGAUGAGAACUGGUUGGGCCAGCGCAGGUCAGACAGCCCCAGGCCGGAAGGUCUGUUGCCUGCCGCUAAAAGGCCCCGUUUGGGAACCAAACCCGGCUCCAGUCCCGAAUGGAGCUUCGAGCCUAGAGAACCUCUCAGCUCUCUCAAUGCCCAGCACAUGCCCUGCUCCCCUUCUCCACCACUUUCCAUCGAACCGGCCCGGCCAACUGUGGCCCCUCCGACCCCAGGCCACAAGCCCAAAAUCGCCUCGCUUUCACCAGCCCGCCAGAAAAACAAAUCGCCCAAGAGAGGGGGUGGCUCCGCCUCUUCUGGCAUAUCCGCCCGCCCUCUGUCCAUUACUCCGCCCAAGAGCUCUCAGAAGGCAGGAAAAAGGUCGCCUGGGAGACCCCGAAGCCCUCGAAGCCCACGACCAGGGCCUGCGCAUUUGGCAGCAGCCCAGUUUGGGCGGGGAUGGACUGGACUUCAUGUGGAAGAGGUACCUAACGAUGGCCAGUUCAAAAGUAACGAUCCUAAAGAGGAGUCUAUUGAGGAUUCCAUCUCUGCGGUGAUCGAACGAGCACGCAAAGAUGAAGUAGUCCCGGUUGACCCGUUCGCUUACGAUUCAGGCUCGGACAGCGACGGGCUUCCGAGUCCCCCGAAAGUCGGACCCAAACACGCGCAAGGCCUCAGCACGCCCAAACAGCCGCUCCUUCCAAGCAAACAUGUUCACAUUCUCAGUGCUAAACAGCUUCCCACACCACUAGCACCUACGUUAGUCACGCCAAACCGAUGGACUAUGGACGACUCUAUAGACGAGGUCAUCCGAAAGGCCAAUCAAGGUCAGUCUGCCCUUUCCCAGUCUCCACUGGAGCCCCCUUACUUCUCUUCGCCCUCCGAAUCGCCCCCCACGCCGCAGCCCCCGCUUAAACCACUCCAGGAGCGCAAAGAUCCCACCGCCACGCCAUCACUACUCAAGAAGAAGCUCAAGAAAGACGUCAAGACCAAGCUAAAGAAGAAGGAGAAAGAGCGGCUGAAGGAAAAGGGUAAAGACAAGGGCAAAAACAAGGAGAAAAACAAGGAGAAGAAGAGGGAGAAAGAGCGGGCCGGGCAGGCGGAGGAGAACAAGAUGCCCUGGCCCGAGUUAUCGCUCGUUGUAGAAGAGAGAAGAGACAACACCGGCGGCGGCAAGAAAGAGAAGGACAAACACAAGGAGAAGAAGAAAGAUAAAGAGAAGAGCAAAAAGGACAAAGAGAAGCGAGACAAGGGCAAGGAGCGCAUUAAGGAGGAGAAGAAGUUGUCUCUAGGCGCCAAAGAGGCCGCUGUUGCCGCCGCUGCCGCAUCCCUCCCCCUGUUCAGCCCUUCUGCUUGCCUUCGCGUGCCCUCCAUGCUCCCGCCUCUGCAGCCCAUCCUACCCGAAAAACUCUUCCACCCCAAGGAGGUCAAGACCAAGGAGAAGGACAAGAAGAAAGACAAGAAGGAGAAAAAGAAGAAGAAGGACAAGGAGAAAGAGCGAGAGAAGGAGCGUGAGAAGGACAGGGAGAAGGAGCGGGCCCGUGAGAAAGAGAGGGAAAAAGAGGAGAAGAAGAAAGAGAAGGAGAAGGAGAAGAAGGAAAAAGCGAAAGAAAAGGAGAAGGAGAAGCCUAAACUGGAGAAGCCGGCUGUAAUGGUUGAGCCUCCUGUGGUGCCUCAGUCUCCGGUCAUCCCCAGACUAACGCUGAGAGUUGGAGCUGGACAGGACAAGAUUGUUAUCAGCAAGGUUUCAUCAGAUUUGGAGCCCACCCCUCCUCCCCCAAGGACUCCAGUGGCCCGGGCCGGUCCAGGCGCCCGGAUGCGUUCUCCUCCAGCUCCUCCCCCUCCUCCACCACCUCCGGUCACCCCUCCACCCCGUGCCCCUCCGGUGGUGCUACCGCCACCUAUUCCACCCCCAGUGCUCCAGCCCCAGCCCAGCCAGGCCAAGGCCCGCGGCUGCAGCGUGGUGACGGAGACGGUCAGCGCAUACGUGAUUCGAGACGAGUGGGGUAAUCAGAUCUGGAUCUGUCCUGGCUGUAAUAAGCCUGAUGAUGGAAGCCCUAUGAUUGGUUGCGAUGAGUGUGACGACUGGUACCACUGGCCAUGUGUUGGCAUCUUAACCGCCCCACCGGAGGACCAGUCCUGGUACUGUGUGAAGUGCGCUGGCAAGAAGAAAGACAAAAAGACAAAAAAGAGGAAACGUAAAGCGCACUGAUCAUCAACUCUUUCUCUUUCUCUCACUUUCUGUCUAUAGGUCUCUCGCCCCUUCCUCACUGUUUAUACAUCAAUGCCUUAUUUCAGUUCCAGUCCCCCCCUCUGAGUUUGGGUUUCGUUUCCUCCGCUCCUUUUAACUCGCUCACUGUAGUCAUUUAUGUAUUUUUUAAAUGAUAUUUGCAGAAGUCUAUGUUAAUUUUUUUAUGUGGAUAAUUCUCCCGUAUGUCUAUACUGCUCUUUGUACGGAAGCCAGCGGCUGUUCGGUAGGUGUGUGUGUGUGUGUGCGAGCGCGCGUCAAGACGAAUCCCCCACUCCCCCACACGUCCUCCUCACUCAUUGACGUUUUUCAACUCCAUGCUGACUGAUCAGAAUCACAUCUCUGAAAAAGAAAAGAAAAGAAGUGUGUACUAUAAUCUGCCUUUUUAAUAAUAUUGUUGUUCUCAUUUAUUUAGAUUGGAAGUGCAGUUUCCUUUUAUUAUGGAUUCAAUUAAAAGCUGUUUUUUCCA